Molecule: messenger RNA, 378 nt
Organism: Fraxinus pennsylvanica
Lineage: Eukaryota; Viridiplantae; Streptophyta; Magnoliopsida; Lamiales; Oleaceae
Source: the annotation of a GenBank genome assembly
AUGAAGAUUAAACACGAAGAGGAUUUCAUGCUGUAUUUAGAGUAUAAGCUAAUAUACUUGUUUGACAGUAGGAAUUCUAAGUUGCCUAUAAAAGGUGUUGGUCCUCCAAAUAUACAUGCAGUGGGAAUAAUAGCUGCUAUAAGUGAUUCUGUUAGACACUUAAAAGUUGGCACUCCCACGGCAAUUAUGACAUAUGGAAGCCAUGCUGAAUUCACAUUGGUAGCCUCAAAACAUAUCCUUCCCGUGGUAAAACCAGAUCCAGAAGUUGUUGCCAUGCUCAAAUCUGAACUAACAACAUCCAUAGCUCUAGAAAAAAUAUUAGAGAAGGCAAAGACUUUAGAAUUAGAAUUCUGGGCUGAAGAGGAAAAGGAGAAGUAA